UCACCUGUGCUCUUCUCCUCCAAGCCUUCUCUCCUCUCAGAAUCAUGAAGGUCUCUGUGGCUGCCCUCUCCAUCCUCCUGAUCAUGGCCUUCAGCUCUCUGGCAUCCUCUGCACCAUUGGGCUCUGACCCUCCCACCUCCUGCUGCUUCUCCUAUGUCAGCCAACAGUUCCCCAGAAAAUUUGUGACAGACUAUUAUGAGACCAGCAGCCUGUGUUCCCAGCCAGCUGUGGUGUUCCAGACCAAAAGAGGCCGGCAGGUGUGUGCCAACCCCAGUGAUGCCUGGGUUCAGAGCUAUGUGGAAGACCUGGAGCUAAACUGAGGGGCUCAGGAGGCUUCGAUGAGGAAUCUGAAAGGAAAAUGGACUAAGCUUAGGAAUUCCAGAGGCAGAUGCAGUUUCCCCAAACUCCAGCCUUCUGGAGAUCAUUUCCCCCAUCAUUAUUUAUUCUUUUCUGUGUGAUUGAAUUUUUGUAAAGUAGUUGGUGGCAACUUUUGGUAUUUGUUCUUGCUGUUUUCACUUCUGGAAAACAAUUGUUCCCCAUGGGAAAUUUUAUGGCAAGCUUGGCCUCUCUUCCUAAGAGUCCUUUGGGUCAUCUGCUGGAUUCCAUGAAUAUCUGUAGCAUAAAGAUUUC
This is a messenger RNA of Trichosurus vulpecula (common brushtail), 630 nucleotides long. RefSeq names its product C-C motif chemokine 4-like. Gene Ontology annotation, molecular function: chemokine activity; CCR chemokine receptor binding. The record is from RefSeq and is a predicted model, not a curated record. The coding region runs from base 45 to 320 and encodes 91 amino acids. Lineage: Eukaryota; Metazoa; Chordata; Mammalia; Diprotodontia; Phalangeridae. The transcript is spliced from 3 exons. Gene Ontology annotation, cellular component: extracellular region. Gene Ontology annotation, biological process: positive regulation of GTPase activity; inflammatory response; immune response.